Racocetra fulgida is the source of this 510-nucleotide messenger RNA. The record is from the annotation of a GenBank genome assembly. Lineage: Eukaryota; Fungi; Glomeromycota; Glomeromycetes; Diversisporales; Gigasporaceae.
CUUCAAUUAGCUAUGAUUUGCCACGUGAAUGGAAAGUAUCAUUAGAAAGAAAAGACAUAACUGAUGAAAUAAAUAAAGCUAUACCUAUUUCAACUAUUAAUUUAGCAUCACCAAUAUUAGAUGAUUCUAUAAAUUCAGAAAUUCAUAUUAAUGAUACAGAAAUAAUUGAUAAUAUGCAAUCAAUAAUUGGAAUGGGUGGAAGGCGAAGUAUUGUUAAUAUUUUAAAAUAUCUUAUACCAAGUCUUGUUGAAGAAAAAAUAUUAAUUAUAACAAAUUCUAUAAUAUAUUUGAAAAUAUCUGGAGACAGAAGAAAUGUUGGAAAAAAGAUAAAGCAUGUAAUGCUUACUUUUUUAAUUCUUAAUAAUAAAGACAAAUUACAGCAGCCAGAAAGUCAUUAUACUACAAUUUUAUAUUCCGGCAAUAAGAAAUAUAAAACAUUAUAUAUUGCACUACAGCAUUUAAUUGUCGAAUUAAAAAAGUUAAAGGAAGAUAAAUUAAAUGAUAAUCUGG